ACACACACACUCUCUCUCUCACUCUCUCUCACUUUCUCUAAACACACACACACACACACACACACUAACACACACACACACACACACACAUUGAGAUAUCGUGUACGUGUUUGCGUGUGUGCGUGCGUUUGGUAAGUAAUUGAUUUCUCUCUCUCUCUCUCUCUCUCUCUCUCUCUCUCUCUCUCUCUCUCUCUCUCUCAGUUAAUGAAGCUUUGCAAAGGAAUAUUUUACCUUAAAUACCUCCUCCUCCUCCUCCUCCUCCUCCUCCUCCCCCUCUUCCUCCUCUUCUUCCUUCCUCCCUCCAUUUCUUCCUUCCCUCCCUCUCUCUCUCACUCUCGCAGUCUUUCCUCCUCUUCUUCCUCCUCCUCCUCCUCCUCCUCUUCCUCAUGCUAGCCUGCAAGACGACCCCCGCCCCCCCUCGCCCCCCUCGCCCCCCCAGGAAGGAAUGCCCCCCAAAUAUACUCGACGUCCAUCAAGCCAUCAUCAACAAGGACCUUCCAACCCUCCAGCGCCUUACAACCAGCCGUCCACAACCGAACACAAAAUGCCCCCCCAGCCCUCCCUGUGGGUUGGACCUGGGUGCGCCUGUGCGGGGGGCCACGGCACUGUCCCUGGCGGUGUACCAGGGGCAGCUGGGGGCCGUCAAGCUGCUCAUAAAGGCAGGGGCGCCCAUUGAUAAGAGAAGUCGAGACCAUUUGGACAGGAUUGAGACGCCCAUCAUAAGUGCCAUCAGGCUGGGCCACAGGGACAUCUUCGAGGAGCUCCUGCGGGCGGGGGCGUCGCUGCACACCCCUGACUUCUACAACACCCGCCCCCUGUGGCACGCCGUCAAGGAGCAACGGCCAGCCUUCGUCAGGACCCUGCUGCACCACGGGGCACCCCUGGCCAACCCUGGGGGGGGCGGCGAUAACCCUCUCACUGUGGCCAUGGAGUACUUGGGAUACAAGGGGCGGCGUGACACAGCCCUCGAGUUAGUGGCCGCGGGAAUUCCCCUGAGUGACCGUGACCUCGGGGGGCGGUCACCUCUACACUGGGCGCUCCACCACCGUGACCUGACCUUCGUGACCUUUCUGGUGGAGGCGGGGGUCAGUCUGCGCCCCCCGGAGAAGACUGGAGGAGGAGAAGGAGGAGGAGGAGGGGACCCACAGCUCCUAUCGACCAAUCAGAAUUCUCCUUUCGAAUGGAUUGAGGAAAAGGGAGAUUCUGAUUGGCUGAGAGAUCGGUUGGCCACGCCCCCUUCCCUCCUCAGCCAAUCACGUGCCAGGAUUCGCGAUAUCUUGGUUAAUAGGCAAAAUAGGGAUCUACGCCCCCUCCUCCUCCUCCUCCCCCUCCCCCCCUCUCUCCUCUCCUACCUCGCCUUGGAGAGAGAAUUGGAGAGAGCGAGAAGUUUUCCUCCAAGUGAGAUGUGAGAGAGAGA
This is a messenger RNA of Eriocheir sinensis (Chinese mitten crab), 1417 nucleotides long. RefSeq names its product ankyrin repeat and SOCS box protein 12-like. Bases 387 to 1409 code for a protein of 340 amino acids. The record is from RefSeq and is a predicted model, not a curated record. Gene Ontology annotation, molecular function: protein binding. The transcript has 4 exons. Lineage: Eukaryota; Metazoa; Arthropoda; Malacostraca; Decapoda; Varunidae. Gene Ontology annotation, cellular component: cytoplasm; nucleus.